Vanderwaltozyma polyspora DSM 70294 is the source of this 312-nucleotide messenger RNA. RefSeq names its product Mhf1p (gene MHF1). NCBI's taxonomy places the organism in Eukaryota, Fungi, Ascomycota, Saccharomycetes, Saccharomycetales, Saccharomycetaceae. The record is from RefSeq and is a predicted model, not a curated record. Gene Ontology annotation, cellular component: FANCM-MHF complex; Fanconi anaemia nuclear complex. Gene Ontology annotation, molecular function: chromatin binding; protein heterodimerization activity. The transcript has a single exon. The coding region runs from base 1 to 312 and encodes 103 amino acids. Gene Ontology annotation, biological process: replication fork processing; resolution of meiotic recombination intermediates.
AUGGCAAGUGAAGAAGACAGAUCAAAGAUUGAACGUGAUCGAUUAUUGGCUCAAUUGAAAGGUAAAUUGUGGUACUGUAUUGAACGACAGGUGAAUGAAGAGACUCCCUUUGAUACAGUUUGUAGUGCCAAGUUUAUUAAUGCUCUUGUUGAGCUAUGUUACAUUCAACUGGUCGAAAUGGGUAAAGAUUUAGAGAUGUUUUCUCGUCAUGCUAAUAGAGAUGUGAUUAAUAAUGAUGAUUUAAAGUUGCUGUUGAGGAAGGUACCUCAACUGCAACAGCUUAUUUUUAAUGAUGAUAGUAGUACUGAUUAA